This is a messenger RNA of Macrobrachium nipponense, 1934 nucleotides long. Its product is annotated as E3 ubiquitin-protein ligase Rnf220-like. Gene Ontology annotation, biological process: protein ubiquitination. The record is from RefSeq and is a predicted model, not a curated record. Gene Ontology annotation, molecular function: ubiquitin protein ligase activity. NCBI's taxonomy places the organism in Eukaryota, Metazoa, Arthropoda, Malacostraca, Decapoda, Palaemonidae.
GAGAGAGAGGACCAGACCAGAAGCUCCGAGGCGGGUUGCUGCCUGCUGGCCGAUUCAGUUGUCUCCCUGGCGCUUCGGAGGUCGGGUCCGUAUAUCUCGGCUCCGCGUCUGUCGUGUGGGGUGUCUGUCCUGUCUAGUGUUUUCGCCACCGUAAAUAAUAAAUAAAUAAAUCCACCGAUUCGUAAUUGGCGUUGAAAUUGAUUUCCGUGUGACUCUGUGGACUGGUACUGUACCUUUGUGUUAAUGGAAUAUUUCAAUAAGAUGGACGGGGGUGGAGGGUUUGUGAGAGCCGGAUUACUUGGUCUAACUCAGGGCGUCUCACUCCAUGACCCACUCCGACUACACCAUGCUCUCCACUCACAGGCUACUGACAGCAUGAAGGAUGGUUCGAGUACCACAUCUCUCCUUCGGCCUCUGACCGACUACCCCCACCUGCCUCUCCUCCCCUUCACGGCGCCCCCCUUCCUGCACCCACACCUUGAUCCUCGCCUGCCCUUUUCUCCGUCGGCGUUCCACCCGCUGCAUCACCCAGCCCACGAAGCUCACGCCCGUGCACAGGAUGCUCACACAAAAUUACCACCACCGCCCACAUCCAGCCUCUCCGGAUCGGCCUUCUCGCCGCUCCCGGCCAAAACGCCCAAGAUGGAGGAGGGCGGCUGCUCCACCUCGGCCAUCCCCUGCACUUCGUCAGGCCUCUUCUCGCCGGCUCUCUUGGCCUCUCUCGACCCGAGGACCGCUUUCUUGACCGGCGGAGGGGGAGGCAGCGGCGGCGGCGGUGGGGGUCUCGGGGUCCUCGAAGAUCGGCGGGAUUCCCCGUCACCGCGAGGCUCACACGGAUCCAGGGAAUCUCCGGGACACGCUCGUGACACCGAUACGCCCAACUCCAACAGCGACGAACCCAAAGGCCGCAAACCCCGCCCGGGCGAGUCAUGGUGUCCCGUGUGUGGGGUGACCUUACGCCCAGGAGAACUAGAGAGUCACUUUAGCCUCGAAUUGGAAAAACUCGCUCGCCUCCCCCAGUCACGCCCUCUGUCGCAAAGGACACCAACACCCACUACAUCUACGACUCCCACAACAACUACGCCCACGCCUUCGUCAUCGACGGUGACUAGUGUGGCAGCGUCUUCGCCUCUCAGCCCACAUCUCCCACAUCACGCCCGCCUCAGAGAUCCUGGAUGGGAUACUUACCAGCGGGUGCGGGCCAACCGCCAAAUGCGGCUGAGGGCCAAGAAGCGGCGGUCAGGUCGAGGUGACGAAUGCGGCGGCCCGGCUUGUCCCGUGUGUGGCGAAAGGGUGUCGGCAGCCACAGCCGAGGAUCUCCACAGUCACGUCGAAUCCUGUCUACGCAGAGGUGGUAGUGCGGAGGAGGAGGUGGUCGUCGACGUCGAAGGGGACGGUCCCCCUUACGAGGAGUACGAGUGGUGCGGACAGCGCCGUGUCAGGGUAUCCUCCAUGCUGAGGCCUCCUUCCCAACUUCCAGAUCGCCAUCGGGACGGGCCAGGAGAUCGCAACGGAGACACGGAGAUGGGCAACGCCACUGGAGGCGGUGGAGGUGGGGGAGGGGGUGGAGGAGCAGGCGUCUUAGAAUCCUCCGAAGGGGGCAACGGCGGAAGCAGAGUGGAGCCCAUGAGCGUCGAGUUGGAGGCUCUGAAAGAAAAGGUUCGGGUGCUCGAGAGAGACGGCGCACAGCCUUCCAAGUUUCUCUGUUUAGUUUGUCAGACUGAGUACGAUCGACCGGCGGUGUCCGUAGUGUGCUGGCAUGUUAUGUGCGAGGCGUGUUGGGGCCACUCUUUAGGCAUCAAGACGGAGUGUCCCCAGUGUUCCCAGAGCGUGUCACCCGAGGAUCUGCGUCCUAUUCACUUGUGACCACCAACUCCACCAUAGCUAACCGCCAGCCACUCCUCCUCCUCCUCACCCCCUAUCCUUACCACCAC